AUGAAGGUCGCCGAAACUGGCACUGACCGCACGGCCUCCGCGCACAUCUACGUCGAUGGUCGAGUAAAGCCACUUGAAGAAUACGGCCAGUACAUUGAUGCUCGCGACAACGCCGUCUGCUGCUAUGUUGCUGUCGAGGAAGGACAAAAGAUCAAGGUCGAUGGUCGCUUUUCAGGCGUGACUCUGGCCGUUUCCUAUGACUUCUUGGUAGAUGGGGUAUGCCGCAAGGCCCAUAUCUACGCCAGCAAAUCUGUGCAACUGCAAAAGAGCAAGAAGCUUGAAUUCGAAAAAUUCCUCUAUCAAACACCAGACGGUGUCAUCGACACGGAUAUAUUGGUUUCCCCACAUUCAGAACCCGUAACCCACAGCAAGGAUGCACCUGAAACCAUUGGUACAAUGGACCUACGCGUCUAUAUCACGCGCCAGCUGGGUAUCGAGCACGACAUCAACGACAUUCACAAGUACGAUGAAAUCAAAGAUAACGCAAACAUCGGCGCUCGAGUUGCGAGCUACAAAGAUGUGGCGCCUCAGUUUCAUAUGACCUUUGAGAAAAAUUGCUCCACACUUGACGGCGCUAAGGGCAACCGGGAGAGAAGGAAAGUCUAUGCGAAGCGUCCCGGCACAGAGCCCUGGGCGAUCUUUCGCUUCCACUAUCGCAGCAAAGAGUCAAUCCUCGGCAGCGACAUGAAAUUAACGUUCUGUGCGGACGACAAAAAUCUCGCAAAAGCAGAACCUCAUGCUCUUGAGUUCGAACUUGUACCGGAGUUGCCGUUAGGAUCCAAGCCAGCAAGUAAGAACGAUGGAGACUGUUCAGUGCGCACCUCGUCGCCUGCACCUACUGACAUGCCAUCAACCCCCAUCAAGGGCUCGAAGAGGACCAAUAUUUCUCAGCCCAAAGCCGUCGUCAGGAAGCAACACACCAAAACGACUUCUGCCACUACGAACUCAAAUCCACCAAUGAUGCCUAUUAUCGACAUUGAAACUGCAACGGUUGCUAAAUUAUCUACUCGUAACGCUCUCGAUACGUUGGAUGUUGACGAUGGUCAGUCUGCACUUCCGCAAGUCAAGGACGGCUCAUCCACUACUGCCAGGGGCACCGAAACCGAUAAGCUGAUUGACAGCGCCUCCGCUGCUACCAAGGACACUGACGGCAAUUUGUUCACCUUGUGUUCAAAGAAGUCAACUAAGAAGGUAGCAAAGAAGGCCUCUAUUGACAUGCCAGACACACCUGUUGAGUGCAAGGAAUCGGUCGAGAAAGUCGAGGAGCCCAGCGACGAACUGCAGCUUGGAAUGGCAGAUGUAGCCCCCAAGACCUCUACUACGAAGGCGGACAACAUACCAGCGAUGUCGACAUCUGCGGACCUUCAUAGCAUCCUCCAGCCUCCUGCAACUCUAAGCACGAUUGUCGCCCAGUCAGCUAUUACGUCCAGCACCAAGGAUAUCGUCAAAAAUGGCGCUCAGCCGUUCGUUCCGCCUUUCAGGAAGACUACGGCUAGGCCUGCGCUCCUCGACACGACUACCUCCACGCUCUUGAAAAAACCGAUGGCCGUUCUCUCGCCCGUUACGCCCGUGAAGCGCGCUCCAGGAGGCACCUUGACCCCACCACCAAACGUCAAGCGCAUCAAGACCGACCUGGUACCACCCUCAACGCCGACCAUGCCUGCGCGUCUUUCUUCUGUAUCGCCAAGCCCUCGUGCGAUGUCAAUCGAGGCUCAGGUCGCAGAACAGCGUAAGCGACUCGAAGCUACGCGCAAGAAGCGGGCAGAGAUGGCAGCGAAGAAGGCUGUUAUCGACGAGCGUAUGGCACCCUAUAAACAGCGCAUGACUGACGAGUUGGAGCGACUUCAACAAGAGAUGGCCGCCGAACAGAGCAUGCUGGACGAAGAGGAGGAGGAGAUACAUGCUAGCGAGGCGAUGCUGGCCGAGUUCGAACGUGCGGGUGACAAUGGUGUUUAA
Messenger RNA from Ascochyta rabiei, 1956 nucleotides. RefSeq lists its product as uncharacterized. The record is from RefSeq and is a predicted model, not a curated record. NCBI's taxonomy places the organism in Eukaryota, Fungi, Ascomycota, Dothideomycetes, Pleosporales, Didymellaceae. The coding region runs from base 1 to 1956 and encodes 651 amino acids. The transcript is spliced from 4 exons.